GAGGGAUCCGCGGAGGGGGCCAGGGAUUUGGCGUUCGCUACAGCCAAGCACCAGGUACUGCCGCGCUACGACUCAGCUCCUCGCCGACCGGAGCGAGGUGCCGUCGCGGUCCGAGGCCGAGGGCCGCCAUGAGCACCAGGCCGCCGCGCUCGGGGCGACGCUGCCCGCACCAUCCCUGCGAUGCGCCCACCUCCAACCCGGCGGCGAUGGCGAUGUCCGCGAGGCCCUGGGCGCGAGGGAGGCGAUGGCGACCAGCUGAAGCGGCGGCGCCGUCAUCCUACACCGGGAGGCGGGGCCUGGUGGCGCACGAGGCUGCGGGAUGCGGAAGGGGGAGAAGCAAUGGAGGUACUGACGGGCGCGGUGCUGUUCGAGGAGGCGGGGCGCGGAGGGAGAGAGCAGUGGAGGUGCUGACGCUGACGCCGCGGCGCUUCAUGGAGGUCAACUAGGAGGUGGACGAGGCCUUGCGGCUCGCAGCCGACCUGCUCGCCGAUGCGCCAAUAGGGAUCUGCUCGCCGGCGGGGACGCCAUUUUCUUCUAGUGAUGUGCGGAUGGUGAACUGCUCACCGGGAUUCACCCCGAGCCCAGGGAGUUGGAGUAUCAGGGAUAGGAUAUGUGCAUCGAGCAGAUUUUAGAUUUCUGGUUCACAUGGGUACACAUUGGACCAAACGACGGCGUCUUCACGGGCGAUUGGAUCUGAGCUCUCGUCUCGGUUCAUCUGUGCUGCCGGCGUCAUGACGGCGUCAACAGAACGAACCACAUCAGGUGCACGGCGUCAGGGCACAAUGAUGAAUUUUACGGAGGAUGCUCCGGUAAAGAAAGGCUCUGUUCUCUUAACAAGGAUGGAAAGUAUAACGGCAUACAAAAACCAACGUGGACAACCCAAAUCUGGAACUCCAGAACAAUCUGACAUUCCAGUAUCUGCUAAUGACAUGUGUUCCCUUGCUGAAUGGCCAUCCCAUGCUCGCCGCAACCGUGCGCUACUACAGGAUGAAGCUGGUGGACAGAAGAAGAAAGGGCGAGGUGUUCUAAAAGGUUUUAAAGCAUCUAAGAAGCGUUUUGCCAAUGGAUCUGCAAAGCUAAAUAUUACAUUCUCUGAAAAAUUGGGUGGUACAGUAGGAAUGAACUAUCGUUCGUUCAAGGAUGAUGUGGUAGUCAUAAUGAAAAGAAAGUUACCACUCAUUGGAGUGAGGACGUGGUCGGACAUUCACCCUACCAUUCAUCGACUCAUUGUUGCAGAUAUGAUAGACAGAUGGGACCUAGAAGAUACACCAGAAACAGAAGAAAAAGUUCUCAAAAUUGCGAAAGAGAGAUAUAGAGGCUGGCGAUCAACUCUAAGCUCCACUUACAAGGCAUACAAAACAGAUGCAGCUAGAUUGGCUAAUCUGCCAGAAGAUUUACAACUAGAAGAGUGGGAAUGGAUGAUUGAGUACUUUGGCACUGAUUCAAAAUUUCAGGAACGCAGCCAAAUGAACGCCGAUAACCGUAAGAAACAGAAGACAAAACACAUAAUGGAAUCAAAAUCUUACUCGCAAGUUAGUUUUGAGAAGAGAAACUUGGAAACUGGAGAAGAGCCAGAUUGUAUUGCUCUAUGGGAACUCACCCACACAAACGAUGGAACAUGGACAAAGCACUUGAAGAGGUUAAAAACAAACAAGCUGAAACUGAAGGUCCACUUUCAAGUGAGCAGAAAAACAAUAUUUUCCAGACCGCUUGCAAAGACACUCUGGAAUGGAAGUCAUCGCAGCCUCGUGGGUACGGAUACAUGGCCAAAACUUCAACUAGUUCUGAAAAGUUCCGUAUCCAGAUUGAAGAGCAAGCUCGUGCUACAGCAGCCACCCAGGAGCGAAACUCUCAGCUCAGCCAGCAGGUCAAUGACUUAGAAGAUCAACUACAAGCUGAACGUGCUAACACACAAGAGAGGAUUAACUUGGAGCGUGCUGAGAGAGAACAACUUGAGGAGAGGUUAAAAGAAGAGCGUGCUGAAAGGGAAAGAUUGUUGCAAGAGGAGCGAACAUCAAGGCUGGAAUUGGAAAAAACAUGAUGGCAAAGUUUGUAGAAUUGAGCAAACAGAUGGGAACCCAAUAGGUGCCUACGAAGAGGGUUGACAAAGAAAAUAGUAAUCCAAACUUGCAAAAUAUUCUUUCACAGACAUCUAGUCCUAAUAAGACUCCAGGUUCAAGGCCGACUGCUAUUUCUUCAAAUGCGCUCAUACAAGCUGCAACAAGGCAAUCUCGAAUGUUUAAAGCAAUGGAUCCAAAGAACUAGCUGGACUGGACUCUAGAUCACGGGCAGUUUAGUCUUCGAAGUUAAUUAGGAUGGCUAAAUUACAUUUCAGUUUUAUUUGAUGGAUAUUUUCUAUCAGAAUUAUGAAUUGUAUGAAUCUACAUAUUAUACGUAUGGUUUUGAAUAUUGUAAUUGAAAGCUUGUAUUUUUUUACGGUUGCAAUAGACUAUUACCACAACCCA
Triticum urartu is the source of this 2465-nucleotide messenger RNA. The record is from RefSeq and is a predicted model, not a curated record. Lineage: Eukaryota; Viridiplantae; Streptophyta; Magnoliopsida; Poales; Poaceae.